Diversispora eburnea is the source of this 888-nucleotide messenger RNA. NCBI's taxonomy places the organism in Eukaryota, Fungi, Glomeromycota, Glomeromycetes, Diversisporales, Diversisporaceae. The record is from the annotation of a GenBank genome assembly.
AUGAAUAAUGUUCAAUAUGAUUAUCAGCAAACCACUGCCUCACAAAUGCCCAUAAUUACUUCUGGUCAAACUGGCAUUACGACUACUGGGAAUGAACAAAGGGUUGACCAAGAAGGAGAUAAUUACAUUACUAAUGAUAAUGUAAGUGUUGAUCAGCUUAAGCCUUCAUUUACAUAUAAGUCCUUAAUUGGUCAAGCUAUUUUGGCUUCUCCUGAUGAGAAACGUCAGUUAAAAGAAAUACGUAAAUGGAUUGCCGAAACUUAUCCAUUCUAUAAGACGGAAAAUGAAAGUUGGAAAAAUGCUAUUCGACAUAACCUAACCCUAUGCCCUGCUUUUCACCGUUGCGAACGAAAGGACGGAACGACAAGAAAGAAAGCCUGGACAAUUCCUAAUAAAUAUCGGGAAUGUUUUAUCAAUGGAGUCUAUAUUAACUAUAAGGCCAAAGAAAUUAAGGCACGUGAAGAAAGUGCUGCCUUUGGGUCGGGUGAAAUCCGACGAUCGGAUGUACAAAAACCGACUCCUCCUCCACGACUGUCCGCCUCUUCUCCAAAUUUAUCAACGGCUCCAACACAAUCAAUAUCUGGUUCUGGAAGCAUACUUAGACCUGCACCUCGCCAAUCUGAACUAGCAUACAAUAGGUACAUGCAGGAAAAUUCAUACCUUAUUGCUACUGAAGCAGUAAAUAGUUCUUUGCAAGCUCCAUACAAUUAUGUUAAUAUGUCUAUGGUUGAGAAUAUCCAAAAUACUGGAUUCUUGAAUUAUGAAAUUGAAACGGACAAAACAGAAAUGACAACCUGGGAACUGGGUGUUACUGAGUAUUGUAGUGAUACAGGACUUGAGUAUGUUCCAGAAAGUCCAGAUUUUAUUUACACAGAUUCUGAAAAUUAG